Messenger RNA from Pogoniulus pusillus (Red-fronted tinkerbird), 3078 nucleotides. It is a transcript of the gene PTPN7, whose product is annotated as protein tyrosine phosphatase non-receptor type 7. The transcript is spliced from 10 exons. Gene Ontology annotation, cellular component: cell junction; plasma membrane; cytosol. The record is from RefSeq and is a predicted model, not a curated record. NCBI's taxonomy places the organism in Eukaryota, Metazoa, Chordata, Aves, Piciformes, Lybiidae. Bases 736 to 1803 code for a protein of 355 amino acids. Gene Ontology annotation, biological process: peptidyl-tyrosine dephosphorylation; signal transduction. Gene Ontology annotation, molecular function: protein tyrosine phosphatase activity; protein kinase binding.
UGGCUCCCCUUGAGGAGAGGCAGGAGCGCAGAGCCUGGCAGGGUGACAGUCCCUGCUCGGCUGCUUCCAGGAGCGGCAGGAGCAGGCUGCGCAGAUAGUCCCCGGAGCUGCGGAGGAAGGUCACAGGUCUGCUGGCUGCAGCUCUCCUUGCCCACGGUCAGCCCCAUCCCGCGGGAUGCCGAAGGCUCCGCAGGCUCCGCGCUCCCGCACAGCCUUCCCCUGCGCGCUGCCAGCCGGCUCGGGCUGCGCACGGCAGAGCCUGCGGGGCGCAGCGGGGCCGAGGCUGUCCUUGGCUGCGCCCGGGCAGGCGGCACUGUGACGCAGAGCCUCUCCUUACCGGGCUGCAGCGGGGCAGGACCGGGCUGCACCCUCGGCCGGCUCUGCGGAUGCUGGGGCUGGCCGCACCGGGAGCUGCUCACACCUGCUGGGAGCUGACCCUUUUGCGUGCCGAAUCCCCGGGCAGCUGCUUCACUUUCAAGCCCAUGAGCGAUGCGCAGGCAGCGGAGGAGCUGGGCUGAUUUCCAAACGCCUGCAGGACGUCCUGGGCUCCCAGUCGUGCCAGCAGGAACAGGACCAGCCCCUUCCGAGCACGGGACCCAAAGGUGAUGGAGACCCAGCAGGACGAGGCCAUGGUGUGCUGCUCCUCAUCCGAUGGCUCCCUGAGCCCCCGAGCGCUGAGGGUCUCCUGCCCCCACUCCCCGUGCCUCGGGACAAGGGCCUCGUGGCUGCCCCAGCAUGGUACAGGCCUGCUUGGUGUGCUCCAGAGUUCCUAAGGGCAGCUGGGCAGCCAUGGAGAAGGCAGACAAGGCCAGUCCCUCAGCCAGGAAGCGCCUGCAGGAGAGGAGGGGCUCCAACGUGUCGCUGGUGCUGGACAUGAGCUCCCUGGGCAGCGUGGAGCCGCUGCAGGCUGUGUGCACGCCGCGGGAGGUGACGCUCAGCUUCCUGAGGACAUCCAGCCACCUGCUGAGGAAGGAGGAGCUCCAGCAGCGUGCCCAGAGCCUGGCACAGCUCCAGGAGGAGUUUUCGAAAAUUCCACCCAACUUCGUGAGUCCCGAGGAGCUGGAGGUCCCUGGGCAUGCCUCCAAGGACAGAUACAAGACCAUCCUCCCCAAUCCGGAGAGCCGAGUCUGCCUCAGGAGGGCAGGCAGCCAGGAGGAGGGCAGCUACAUAAAUGCCAACUACAUCACGGGCUUUGCAGGGCGGCCCCGGGAGUACAUUGCCACCCAGGGACCCAUGCUGAACACUGUGACUGACUUCUGGGAGAUGGUGUGGCAGGAGGAGGUGCCCCUCAUCGUCAUGAUCACCAAGCUGCAGGAGCGCAAGGAGAAGUGUGUCCACUACUGGCCCGAGAAGGAGGGCACCUAUGGCCCCUUCCUCAUCUGCGUGCGGGGGGUGAGCCAGUGCCUGGAGUUGGUGGUGCGGGAUCUCUCCAUCCAGCUUGCAGGUGAGUGCCGGCAGGUCAAGCACAUCAGCUUCCCUUCCUGGCCAGACCAGCAGACUCCUGAGUCAGCCAAGCCCCUGCUGCACCUGGUGGCCAAGGUGGAGGAGACUCUGCAGGCUGCAGCAAGCCCAGGGCCCAUUGUAGUGCACUGCAGCGCAGGCAUCGGCCGCACAGGCUGCUUCAUCGCCACCAGGAUCGGCUGCCAGCAGCUGAGGGCCCAGGGGCAGGUGGACAUCCUGGGCAUCGUGUGCCACCUGCGCAUCGACAGAGGUGGCAUGAUCCAGACCAGUGAGCAGUACCAGUUCCUGCACCACGCACUGGCUCUCUAUGCCUCCCAGCUGCCGGGGGUGGGAGGCCUCUAGCGCAGGGCUCCCGCUGGGCUGCCAGCUCCACACUCGCACCUCUCCAGCACCCGCCUCAGGGAUACCUCCACCCUUCCUGCUGCUGUCAGGCCACAGAGCAGCAACAGGAGCACCCCUCAGGAUAAGCACAGCCGAGCAAACUCGUGGGGAUCAUGGCCUUGUGAGCCUGGGGACAGCCAUGGUUUGGGGGGUUCAGUGGGUGCUCAGGGUGGGCACUGCUGCUGGCUUGAGGCAGACUGCACCCACAGAGGGGAGCUCUGGCUUUCAGAAUGUGCAGUGUUUUCUCCUCAACCAGAAAAGCAAGCUGGGUGGUGGAGCUGAAGCUGGGUGGUGGAGCUGAAGCUGGGUGGUGGAGCUGAGCUGGGUGGUGGAGCUGAAGCUGGGUGGUGGAGCUGAGCUGGGUGCUGGAGCUGAGCUGGGUGGAGGAGCUGAAGCUGGGUGACAGAGCCGAAGCUAGGUGGAGGAGCUGAAGCUAAGUGAGCCCUGGGAGCAGGCUUUGCCUUUCAGCUGCACAGGAGAGUGUACCCUGAUGGACCCAGAGCUGCUGCACUCACACUGCAGACAAAGAGCCUCUCCUGACCACAGCACCUGUGGUCAGGCCUGGGUACUGCUCCCCCACGAGCCCCCAAGCUCCUCUGGCUGGAGGAUUGGUUACAGGAGAUGCACAGUUGGUUGCCUUCCUUAUGCAGUUUGCGUUUCUCUCCAGCCUCGGCGCAUGGCAGGACCCUGAGCGGGUCUGGCCAGCAGUGCACUCCCAGUUCCCUCUGCUGGAGGUUCACCUUCUUGCUCCUCUGCUGAAAUCAAAACGAAAUAGUGGUUGGGGGGACUUGGGUUGGGAUUUUUUCCGCUGGCAAAUUGUGGGGAGAGGAAGAAGAGGGAGAAACAUUUUGGCACAAAGCAUGGAGAUGGAAGCAUCCUGUAAGAUCUCUUUGAGCCAUUCCAAAUUGGCUUUCAUCUGCUGGGCACUGCACAGCCUCCUGGGCACUGAGGACUGUUAAGGAGCUGGGGGCUGCCUCACCUGUGCCUGCCACACCCAGCUCUGCCCUGGCCCACUCUGGCUGAGAUCCAAGGAAAAGAGUCAGUCCUGCUGAGAGAGCCUGAGCUUGCCUCGGCCCCCUGAGCAUCCCCAGCCCAGGGCUGUGCCAUGGGUCCCCCUCCAGCACUCUGUGGGCCCACAGAAUGCUGCUGAAGGGCUGCCCAGGGUUGUGCCCUGGUGCCCACUGGCUCUGUGGCUCUCCUGGGCAGACAAAUGGUUGAAUAAAAAGAGAAGCUUCA